Messenger RNA from Hevea brasiliensis (rubber tree), 2060 nucleotides. RefSeq names its product scarecrow-like protein 33. The record is from RefSeq and is a predicted model, not a curated record. Bases 199 to 2001 code for a protein of 600 amino acids. Gene Ontology annotation, molecular function: DNA-binding transcription factor activity; sequence-specific DNA binding. Gene Ontology annotation, cellular component: nucleus. Lineage: Eukaryota; Viridiplantae; Streptophyta; Magnoliopsida; Malpighiales; Euphorbiaceae. Gene Ontology annotation, biological process: regulation of DNA-templated transcription. The transcript has a single exon.
UCAGCUUUCCAUCUAUCUUGUUGGAUGCAUUCCUCUUCAUUUACUCUUCACAAACCAAUUACCAGCAAGUUUUUCAGUUCCUGUUGAUUAUCACGUUUGUUUACUUCAUAUAUAUACAUCUUUCUUUGUUAACAAUUCCUGGUAAUAUUAAAAAAAAAAAAAUUCCUGGUAACAACCAGAAAUCCCUAUUCGGGACUCAUGAACCCAGUUGUUCAAUAUCCUUCAGCUGAUGCUGUUUUGAAGUACAUCAACCACGCUCUUAUGGAGGAAGAGUUAGAGGAACAAAGUUGCUGCAUUUUACAGCAUUCCGCUCUUCAGGCAGCUGAAAAAUCCCUACAUGAUGUUCUUGCUCCAAAAUUUCUCCCUUCCACCAAUAUUCAUUGUGCACCUCCAUAUCAAAAUCAGUAUCUAGACAACCAAGUUAGUACUUGCUGCACCACAGCUAACAACAAGGUUGCAAGGAAUUCUAGCUUGAUGAUUCGCGAUGUUCAUGAACAUGAAUCUUCCAGUACAGUUGCUACUUUGCCACUGGGAUUUGAGUCCAAUUCAUCUCCUUCCUUUCCUCCAGCUGGAAGCAUUUCUGGAACUAAAGAAUUGCAGUCUAUUAGAGGAUGGAGAGUGGAAACUGGGGAAUUCAGCCAUCUGCAUGGAAAAGAAAUGAUUCUUGAUUUUGCAAACAAUAGAGUGACUCCCGUGGUGGCGGCUAAGACAACCAAAGGUAAAAGGGACAUUGAUCAUGAGUAUGAUUUCUUUAACCUUAAUGAAGAUUUUCAAAAUGCACCAACCAGCUUGAUAUUGCAUCAGAAGGGGCAAUCAAGAGGAUCUAAUGGUGAAAUGACUCCGGUUAAGACCCGAAAAUUGGUUGAUCUCAGCACUCUUUUGAUUCACUGUGCAAAAGCUGUAUCAGGCGAUGAUCACAAAACUGCAACUGAACUAUUAAUGCAGAUUAGGCGGCAUUCUACUCCGUGUGGCGACGGAUGUCAGAGGCUUGCCCAUUGCUUUGCUAAUGCUCUUGAGGGGCGCAUCGUUGGUACUGGGAGUGAGGCAUUUGCAGCUCUAGCUACUAUUAAGGUGCCACCUACUUGCGUGUUAGAUGCUUGGAAGCUCCUUUUCUCAGCUAGUCCUUUCUUGUAUAUAUCGAAUUUCUUCGUAUUCCACACCAUUAUGGAAGUUGCAGAAAAAGCAGAUAGGCUCCAUAUCAUACACCUUGGUGUUGUGUAUGGUUUCCCAUGGUCCUCCCUAAUCCAUCAUCUCUCAACAAGACCUGGAGGCCCUCCUGUGCUUCGUGUUACAAGAAUGGAGAUCCCCGAACCUGUUUUCGAUUCAGCACCAAAGCUUGAGGAAACGGGAAGUUACUUAGCAAGUUUUUGUGAGAGACUUAAUGUUCCUUUUGAGUACACUGCAGUAUCAAGGAAAUGGGAAAGUAUCCGAUUUGAGGACUUCAAGAUAGACAGAGAUGAAGUUACCAUUGUUACCGGUUUAUAUCGGUCCAGUAACCUGCUUGAUGAGACAUUAGCAGACGUAGACAUCAACUGCCAGAGGGAUGCUGUUCUUAACUUGAUAAGGAGGAUGAAUCCAAGUGUCUUCAUUCAUGGUAUAGUGAAUGGGGGCUAUAAUGCUCCCUUCUUCACCACGAGGUUUCGAGAGGCUCUUUUCUACUUCUCAUCGCUGUUUGAUAUGCUUGAAUCCAAUAUAUCCCACAACGUACCUGAGAGAAUGGUGCUUGAGCAAGAGAUAUAUGGGAAGAGGAUCUUGAAUGUGAUAGCAUGUGAAGGAUCAGAGAGGCUUGAAAGGCCAGAGACGUACAAGCAGUGGCAACUUAGGAAUAUGAGGGCUGGGCUCAGGCAACUACCAUUGAACCAAGGGAUCAUGCAAAAUAUGAAGGAACAAGUGAAGUUACAUUACCACAAGGACUUUUUGAUGGAUGAAGAUGUAGAUUGGAUUGUUCAGGGAUGGAAAGGAAGAAUCCUUUUUGGCCUCUCUUGUUGGAAAUCUGCAUAGCAAUUUCCAAAGAGAAAGAACAUAUUGGAAUUAUCUUUGCUUUUGGUCUCUCCAUAAUA